Messenger RNA from Linum tenue, 766 nucleotides. The record is from the annotation of a GenBank genome assembly. Lineage: Eukaryota; Viridiplantae; Streptophyta; Magnoliopsida; Malpighiales; Linaceae.
CAACAAAACAACAACUUCGUCAGCAAAUUUCGCCAUGGUCGCCGACUUCUUUCCCCAUCUCCAAAAAGAAUCUUCUCCUCCUCCCCAGUUCCCGGAGAAGAAGAUGCAAAAGCCCGAGGACAGUUCUGGGUCGAUUCUUCUUCGAUGUUGUCCAGCCGAUUCGUCGUAUUAUCAGUAGCAGUAAAUUCAUUGAAUGCUUUAGGGAUUUCUAUCAAUAGUAGUCGAUUCGUCGAAUUCUCCUUUGCUUUUGCCCAGUCAUUGUGUCGAUUCCUUCUCCGUCUUCUUCUUCCUGACCAAAAUCGAUGGCCUUCCACAACCCUUCUUCAUCCCUCUCACUGUCUCUUCAACCUUAUCCCACUGGGUGUUGAGAUUUGACCCAAAUCGACUAGAUACAGGGUCGUUCCAUUUGUGAAAGCUAUCGUCUAUCGUCGAAGCGGAUGGAUGUCCCCCCGCCGUCGCCUUCUCUAUCUUCUUCUCCGACGGCCCUGGUAGGCUGUAUUCGAGAUCUCCUGCGGUGAAAGGGUCAGAGGCUAUGGAGAUGAGCAGUGGGGGUUCUCUUGGACGAUUGAGGUGACGUUUCGGCUGCCGGAUUGACGGAUCUCGGAGGCGAUUCCGGGGAAGCUUUGAUUGCUGGAGAUUCCUCAUCGUUGAAGCCGCUUGACCUGGAUUAGGGAUUGAUGGGAGAGAAUUUGGGGAGGAAGGUGAAAGAAAGAAUUGAGAAGAAGUCUUCUGCGGGCGACGGCAGAGAGAAGAGAGAGACGUGAGA